GAAGGAUUUAAUUAAGUUUUAUGGUCAGGACAGGUUAGUCUCAAGUGAACCUAAUAAGAAGGAUAUAACAGUUGGUUCGAGUUAGGAUGAGUCAAGUUUAGGCAUAGUUUCGAAGCAUUGGGUAUUGAAUUGUGUGUGUUCGGAUUUCAACUGUGCCGUUACGUUGUGAUGUGUGUAUGUGAACAAUUCAGUUGACGUAAGUGUGUUUACCAGAUGGAAAUAAACUAAAAUCCACCUUUGGUUAGUGCUGUGAUAAAUUAACUGGAGUGCAAUCACUAUUAUGCGUAUUUCGCUUGGGCUCAUCUGGUUGUUUGAUUAAUAUCAUUACGUCCGUUUACUUCCCAAGCUUACAAUAAUGCUGAAUUAAAUCUCAGUAAUUCUGAAAUAAUUCUUGCAUCCUAUAAUAUGGAGAUGUUAGGUGUGGUUUUGUACAGCAAUCAAUAAAUGAACUGAAUACUACCAAUGUUUUACAGUAAUCAAUAUGGAGUGUAUAAAUUCAAGCAACACGGAAAUUUGCAAUGACCAAUCAGUAAAUCCCUCUAAGACUUCAGAAUAUAAGAGCAAGGUAUCUAAACAAAGAAAGGUGUGCAAAAAUACCAAACAUUCUUGCAAACACGAUCACGACAAGUGUUCGAAGAAUUCCUGUAAUCCUGAUGUUUUACGAAAUCUUUCAACUGUAAUUCAGAAUUGGAAACUAGGUGAUAAAGCUCCAUCGUACAAAUCAACAUCAACAGUUGAAAAGGUUCUUAAAAAUAUUGAGAAACGUAUCAUUUAUGGAAGUGUUGAAAAAAUUCCUCUUGAUUGUCAAGCUGCUGGUGGUGGAUUAGCUUAUCCGAAGGAGUCAAAGUUCAUCUUCCAUUAUCAGAUCCGCAAACUUGAUGAUGAUCAUACUGUUAUUGAUGAUACGCGUAAAUAUGGAAAAACAAUGGAGAUGUAUUCGGGGAAAGAAUUCCAGUUGGAGUUUUGGGAACAUUGUUUAGGCACUAUGCUACCUGGUGAAGUGUCAUCUUUCAUAGUGCCUGCAGAAAGACUUGGUUCAUUUCCAGCUGUCAAUAAAAAACUACGUGAUUAUAUGUUAGAUAAGAAGGAUCAUGCUGUAAAACAUUGUUGUGGAUUAAUGAGCUUACAAGAACAAGGCGGUUUAGGCUAUCCAGAUCUUGAUGAGUUAAUGAUGAAACCAGAAUCUCUUGAAUUUAUUUUCGAUCUGAUCAAAGUUGAAAUUCCUGGAACUAAUCGUAAAGAAACAUGGAUAAUGACACCGGAAGAAAAAAUUGCAAUGAUACCAGUUUUACGUGAAGAAGGCAAUAAAUUCUAUGGUCAUGGUGAAUAUAACCAAGCCGCUGCACGUUAUAGUGAAGCGUUAGGCAUUUUAGAACAAUUAGUUUUACGUGAAAAACCCGGAGAACCAGAAUGGAUUGAAUUAGAUAAAUCCCGUAUACCAUUAUUUGUAAAUCUUGCACAAUGUCAAUUCAAAAUGAAAGAUUAUUAUGCUGCAAUACGUAAUACCACUGAAGCGUUAUCUCGAGAUCCGACAAAUAUGAAAGCACUUUAUCGUAGGUCGAAAGCGUAUACAGAGACAUGGGAUUUAGACUUGGCGGCUGAUGACUUACGGAAAUUGGCCAGUUGUUAUCCUGAUAUGAAGAAUACAGUGGAUAGAGAUUUAAAACUGUUAGAAGCAAAACGUGUUGAUCAGGAGAUGAAGGAAAGACAAAAACUUGCUGGGAAACUGUUAGCCGGUUUGAAAUCAGACACAAAUUAAUAUGUCAACUUCAUAUGUGUAUUAUAGUGAUGUAAAUGUUGUGGGAGUUAUGUGAUUUAGAAGAUGCACACCUUGAGUUAGAAUAUCAAUUAGAAAACAAUGUUUUCCAAUAACUCCUGGGUGUCUGACAACUGCUCAUCAAAAAGAAAUUCUUAAAAUCUACUAACAAAUAAGCGCAUUUAUCUUAGGAAAUGUACUCAUCACUGGUAUUGUCAAAUACCUCACCGUUCUU
Molecule: messenger RNA, 1991 nt
Organism: Trichobilharzia szidati
Lineage: Eukaryota; Metazoa; Platyhelminthes; Trematoda; Strigeidida; Schistosomatidae
Source: the annotation of a GenBank genome assembly